CUGAGCCCUUAGCCUCCUCCCCCAGUUCCACCUAUGCCUGUCUCCUCCCGCUCCGCCCCCCGCCCCCCAGCCUUGUGUUUUAAGCCUGAUUCCAUCAAGGUGAACAACAACACCAGGAAGGAGCUGACUCUGGAAGCCAUUUGUCGCUGCGCCACUGCGAAAGGCUAUGAGGAUUUCUACUUCCCGGUGGUGGAGAAGAACAGGCUCCGUUGCGUCACCAAAUGCGCUUCGGGCGUGGACGGCGCCAUUGACUGUCACCAGGACCGAUGCCUUGUGCAGGAGGGUCCCGCUUGCGGCUGCUUCUCCACGGACACGCACUGGUUCUCGGGGCCGCACUGCGAGGUGGCCGUCGCCCGGCGAGCGCUGGUGGGGGGCCUGGUGGGGGCGGCUGUGCUGCUGCUGCUGCUGCUGCUCCUGGUGUCCCUGAGCGUCUUCGUUGCGCGCUCCCGGAGAGGCGGCCAGGGUGAAGGCGGGUCCUGGGAGGACGACAGGAAAUGGUUCGAGGUCUGGGAUGAAGACACUGUGGGAACGUUUUCAAACUUGGACUCGGAGAACAACCGAACAGUCAAGGAUGAAUACCUCCAGGCGGCCUUGAAGAAUGUGGACACCAAUGUGAGGGUGCACAUCCAGAGACCUGAGGUGGCCUCGCCCUUGCCGUGAGUCCUGCACUUCAUGAACCUCUACCCUGCCUCUGACAGUGAGAAGAAACUGAACCACAUCUAUUUCAAGGGAUUGCCCAAGGACUCAUGCAGCUCUGUCUCCUGGUUUCCUUGAGCAAAAUCAGACUAUCUCCCCGACCCUCAUCCUUCUCCCCACUUGGGUGAAACUCACCUGGAGAUCCAGUUCAAAUCCAGACUCUUCUACUGUGGGACCUUGGUCAAGUCAGUAACUUCUCUGAACCUGCAAAAUGAGUAGAGCAUACUUGUCCUGAUAUCUCGUAGUUACUGUGAAAACCAGAGGUGUUGUAAGAUCUCUAUCCCAGUGCACCUCCUGUAUCAGCCCUGUGCUUAUAGGUGGUCUCUCUCAGAUCCCCAGCCCCAGAUCCUUCCAGGGACUCAGACCUCGGUCUCUGUUCUCUCAUGCUCAUCCCUGUGCCUGUUCCCCACCUGCGUCUAUAACCAUCCUCCUACCUGCUCCUUGCUCCCACCUUCAAAUCUCCCCCUGUGAACCCACUUCUUAAAUCACUCCCCAUCCCAGCCCCAAGUCUGCUCCCAUUUGUUUCCGCCCCCAUCCUUAUAAUCUCAGCCCUAAAUCUUUACCCCUUCCCCCAUUCCAGGGCCCCAGUCUUAAAUCCUCCCUCCUCCCUCCACAUGCCAUUCCCAGCUAGGUAUGGAUGUCCUCUGCCUCUCAAGUCCCCUAGCUGGUGCUUCCCAGGCCCUGGUCUGCCAUUCUGAGGCCCCAUUCCCCCUUCUUGCUCUGAAGGGCCUGGAUCUCAGUUUUCUGGGGCCUCAACGGGAAGCAGAAGCAGGACCCUGAGGUGGAGAAGCCCCCUCAGCCCUUUGUCCUCAUUCCCCCUUCCCUCUGAUCCCCUAUGACCUCACCCUCCCCCACCACUCCCCUUUCCUCUCUUGGCCUCACCCCCAUCGCUGCAGUAACCUCAGAGGUCAGAAGUCCCCAGCCCUCUUCAUAGGAACAUGUCUUUUGGGGAAGAAAGUCUUGUAGCCUCCAGUUCUCCCAUGUGAACACAAUCUAGCAUUAUUGGAAAAGAA
Canis lupus familiaris (dog) is the source of this 1709-nucleotide messenger RNA. Its product is annotated as mucin-3B-like. Gene Ontology annotation, biological process: nervous system development. Lineage: Eukaryota; Metazoa; Chordata; Mammalia; Carnivora; Canidae. The record is from RefSeq and is a predicted model, not a curated record.